Molecule: messenger RNA, 6712 nt
Organism: Pelmatolapia mariae (spotted tilapia)
Lineage: Eukaryota; Metazoa; Chordata; Actinopteri; Cichliformes; Cichlidae
Gene: pik3c2b
Product: phosphatidylinositol-4-phosphate 3-kinase, catalytic subunit type 2 beta
Exons: 33
Coding region: 559-5340 (1593 amino acids)
Biological process (GO): cell migration; phosphatidylinositol 3-kinase/protein kinase B signal transduction; phosphatidylinositol-3-phosphate biosynthetic process
Cellular component (GO): plasma membrane; cytoplasm; phosphatidylinositol 3-kinase complex
Molecular function (GO): 1-phosphatidylinositol-3-kinase activity; phosphatidylinositol binding; 1-phosphatidylinositol-4-phosphate 3-kinase activity
Source: RefSeq, a predicted model, not a curated record
UUUUUCACAGCAUGUUUGAGGGAUUUUUGUUCAUUAAAAUAUUACGCAUCAUAGCUCAGUGGGCUACAUACUGAACUCAGGCUGAGGGGCCUGGACCCCCGGGAGUCGUCCGCUGCAGUUAUUGAAUGAUGUUACGUCAUCUCCGCUUUAUUUUGGAAAGGUUUGGAAAGAGUGGUGCUCUCUGCGGCUUGACUGCGCAGGUCCGCAGCUGGCGGCAGAGACAGACGCAGAGCAGAGUUCGUCGUUCCAGGCUGGAGCACCGCCGGAGCCGCCCGCUUUGUUCGCCACAGGCUGAGCGCGCGGAGCCGGUGCUCUGGUGUUUCCGGUCCUUAGAGGAAACCUCCGUAGUUCCGAGCGCAGAGCGUUAGUCUGCCGGGACACCCGGCGGAGGGACCGGUGUGAUUUGUGGGACGGUACACGGUGUAAAAUGGCUCCCGGGCACCGCGAACACCGACUCAGCUGAUCUCCAGCAGCUCCAUGUGACGUCACUGCUUCUUCCAGCAGCACUUCAACCGAGCUCUUCCUCCUCCUCCUCCUCGUCCUCUGCUGCGAGGUGGCAUGUCGGCGGCUCAGACCCAGAAGGAGAGCAGCGAGGCGGGCUGGGGCUGCCUGGAGGCUCUGGGUCUCAGUCAGAAGGAGAUCGUCCUGGCUGAGGCCCUGCAGAUGGAGUACGACGCCCUCUCCAAACUCAGACAGGACAAGAGCGGAACGGGACCCAGCCAGACCGGCUCCAAGACCCCCAAUCCCUCCAUCGAGCGCCACCAGUCCACACCUUCCCCGCCGGGAGGAAACCUGCUGAUGGGCCUUUCCGGGUCCGAAUCCUCCCUGAACCAAGCGGGAGGGUCCCAAUCUCCACAGUCCGCCCCAGCCAAGGCCCUCCCCCCUCAGGGCGGCUACGUCAAGGAGUCCCCAUACAUCCUGGACAGCUCCGAAGUCUGCAAGUUCAGGGACGCUUCUGUGCCCAGCCUCGGGGACUCUCCCGGAUCCAGUUCAGGGUUUCUGCCAAAGGGUUUUCCCGCUCUUCCAGAUGACAUACCCCCCGCCAUCCCACCAAGAAACCCCAUCCCACCACUGGCAGUGUCCGAGAACCCCUUCCUGCCCCCCCGACCCUCCACCGUGCCGCGGGACGUGAACCUGUUCAUGCCCGACGUGGAUCGGCCCAAAGUGACCUCCGGAGACCUGAACUAUGACACCAUCAACGACUCGCUGUCCCGACUAAAUGACAGCUGGCAAGGUCGGAGGGCCAACGGCGACCAAUCAGGCAAGCCCGUGGCCCGCAGCAAGACGCUCCCCCCUCAGGUGCCUCCCAGGACGUACGUAGCUGUUCCCAAGAGCAACAAGAACCAGCGUCCGGUCUCUGCAGACCCGGUGUCGCUGGGCUCUAGGAUGAACGGUUUCGGGUACGAGCUCUUCCAGGUGUCGGAGGAGCGUGACGAGGAGGUGGCGGCGUUCUGCCACACGCUGGAUGUGCUGCGCUCGGCGUACCCGUGCUGUGACCGCUCAAAGAACGCCGGCUUCGUGUGGUCGCCCUCCGUUGGCCACGAAGAGCUCCAUCAGGGCCUGGGGGUCAGUGUGAAGGUGACGGUCAUCAGUGAGCACUUCAGAGAGCCGCUCACCUUUACCUGUGACAGUUCGUCCACCGUGGACCUGCUCAUCUACCAGACUCUGUGUUACGCUCAGGACGACCUCGACCAUGUGAACGUGGACGACUACCUGCUGAAGGUCUGCGGACAUGACGAGUUCCUCCACAACGCGCAGACUCUGGGUGGGCUCGAGUUCGUUCAGCAGUGUCUGAAGUUCGACUGGGACGUCCGGCUGUGCCUCGUCAAGAGAUCGUCCAUCAGCACUGAGCUGGCGCGCACGAAAGAUGACGAUGAGACAGCGUCCACCAUGAACCACAGCAUCCUGCUGCAGGAGCGUCCAAUCAAACAGACAGUCACCAGGGAGGCUCUGACCCUGCUGCUCGACACAUUUCACAACGAGGCCGAGUCCUUCCUGCUGUCAGAGGUGGAGCUGCCGCUGCAUGUGGAGCGCCUCGUCCAAUCCGUGAAGGCGCUCUGCAGCUCGUUGGCUGCCGUGGAGACGCCCGACGUGACCUCGGCCCUUAACCAGCUCCCAGCGUGCCCUUGUCGCCUGCAGCCCAAAGUCCUGAAGGAUGCAUCAGUGCUGGCUGUCAGGGAGAACAGAGAGAAAGUGGUGGAGAAGCUGACAGCGGCCAUCUUGGAUCUAGUGGAGCUGUACUGCAGCACAUUUAAUGCCAACUUCCACACGACGCCGCAGAGCCACUGCUGCACGGCGCCCAUCCAGGAGGCUGGCCUCAUCACCAACGUCCUCUCCUUCAACAUCUACGCCGCCCACCGCAUCCCCAUCACGUGGGCUGCCAGUUAUGAAUGCUUCUUCCUGUCCUGCUCUCUGACUCACGGAGGGGCGGAGCUUUGUGCGCCGCAGCACACCAGCAAGCAGUCGGUCAGCAAAUACCUGUUCCACCUGGUGGUCUGGGACCAGAGGGUGUGUUUCCCCGUGCAGAUCAAUCAGCUGCCCCGAGAGUCUCAGCUGACGGUGGUGCUGUACGCCAGCCCUCUGCCACCCCCCGGAGGAGCCGAGGAGAAGGGGAAGCAGCGGCGCAGCAUCGAGGCGCUGGGCUGGGUCACCAUGCCACUCUUCAAUUUCAGACACGUGCUGACGUGUGGCAGGAAGUUGCUGGGUCUGUGGCCUUCAACCCCAGGGAGGAGCGGAAAUGCCCGAACAAGUUCGCCCAACUUCAGCCAGCCGGACAGCGUCAUCCUACAGGUGGACUUCCCCACAUCAUCCUUCGAGGUGCGCUUCAGCACGCCGCCUCCUGCAGACUUCUGCCCUCAAUACAACUUCUCCAGACUGGACACCAUCAGCCAGAUACAGCUGCAGGACGUCCUGCACAAGAAGGCCUUCUUCUGGUUGACGGUGGAGGACAAGCGUCUGCUGUGGGAGAAGAAGGCCUUCUGUCAGGCCGAGAGUGCCGCGCUGCCUCUGAUUCUGGCCAGCGCCCCCUGCUGGGAGUGGGCGUGUCUGCCAGAUAUCUACGCCCUGCUGAGACAGUGGGCCUGCCUGGGUCACCUGGACGCCCUGGGCCUCCUCCAUGCCUCGUUCCCAGAUCAGGAGCUGAGGAGGACGGCGGUCCAGUGGAUGGAUUCCAUCUCCGACCCGGAGCUGCUGGAUUUCCUGCCUCAGCUGGUGCAGGCUCUGAAGUACGAGUGUUACCUGGACAGCUCUCUAGUUCGUUUCCUCCUGCGGCGAGCCAUCGGGGACAUUCGCGUCGCUCACUACCUGUUCUGGCUGCUGAAGGAUAACCUCCAGGACAGUCAGUUCAGUGCUCGCUAUCAGCACCUCCUCGCUGCGCUGCUGUGCUGCGUUGGUCGGGGCCUCCGGGAGGAGUUUGACCGGCAGUGCUGGCUCGUCUCCAUCCUCGCCAGGGUGGCUCACAAAGUUCGAGAGGCGACGCCGUCCAGCAGACAGUGUGUCCUCAGAGACAGUCUGGAGGAGAUGAAGCAGUUCUUCUCGGUGAACAGCAGCUGCAGACUUCCUCUGAACCCAGCACUGCUUGUCACCAGCAUCAACAUCCAGUCCUGCUCGUUCUUCAAUUCCAACGCUGUCCCUCUGAAGUUGUCCUUCCAGAACCGGGACCCACUGGGAGACAACAUCAGUGUCAUCUUCAAGUCAGGAGACGACCUGAGGCAGGACAUGCUGACUCUGCAGAUGAUCCGCAUCAUGAACAAGAUCUGGAUCCAGGAGGGGCUGGACAUGAGGAUGGUCCUCUUUAAGUGCUUCUCCACGGGGAGGGGCCGAGGUAUGGUGGAGAUGAUUCCUCAGGCUGAUACUCUGAGGAAGAUCCAGGUGGAACACGGUGUCACGGGAUCGUUCAAAGACCGGACACUGGCCGACUGGCUGCAGAAACACAACCCCACUGACGAGCAGUACGAUAAGGCCGUGGAGAACUUCAUCUUCUCGUGCGCUGGUUGCUGCGUGGCCACCUAUGUCCUGGGAAUCUGCGACCGCCACAACGACAACAUCAUGCUGAAGACGAGCGGGCACAUGUUCCACAUCGACUUCGGGAAGUUCCUGGGACACGCCCAGAUGUUCGGGAACAUCAAACGGGACCGCGCCCCUUUCGUCUUCACCUCUGACAUGGCUUAUGUCAUCAAUGGCGGCGACAAGCCGUCCAGUCGCUUCCACGACUUUGUGGAUCUGUGCUGCGAAGCGUACAACCUGAUCCGGAAGCACACACACCUGUUCCUCAACCUGCUGGGCCUGAUGUUGUCCUGUGGGAUCCCUGAGCUCUCCGACCUCGAUGACCUGAAGUAUGUCUAUGAUGCACUGAGACCUCACGAGUCUGAGGCUGACGCCACCAUGUACUUCACCAGGUUGAUCGAGUCCAGUCUGGGCAGCGUUGCCACCAAACUGAACUUCUUCAUCCACAAUCUGGCCCAGAUGAAGUUCACCUCGUCGGAGGAGCGCCCCACACUGUCGUUCGCCCCCAGGUUCCACUCGGCAAAGAGCGACGGCGUCAUCAAGAACCUGUACAUCUGCAGACACAUCCGGACCGGCGGAAAGGGAUAUGCUUUUGUGGUGAAGGUGGAGCGUGAAGGUCAGCAGGAGGUGCAGCUGGUUCAGAGGACGUUUGAGGAGUUUCAGGAACUCCACAGCAAACUGAGGCUCAUCUUCCCCUCAUCCAAACUGCCCAGUUUCCCCAGUCGCUUUGUGAUUGGCCGUUCCCGCAGCGAGGCGAUGGCUGACAGGAGGAAGGACGAGCUGAACGGUUACGUGUGGCACUUGAUCCACGCCGCUCCGGAGGUCGCUCAGUGUGACCUGGUGUACACCUUCUUCCACCCGCUGCCCAGAGACGAGCGAUCAGGAACGACGGUGAGCAAACCAGCAGAGAUCUCGUGGUCUCCAGGUUCAGGAAAAGAGCUUGGCGAGGUCAAACUGUCCAUCUCCUACAAGAACGAAAAACUCUUCAUCAUGGUGAUACACAUCCGAGGACUGCAGCCCCUGCAGGAUGGGACUGACCCCGACCCCUACGUGAAGCUCUAUCUCCUCCCCGACCCUCAGAAGAUGAGCAAGAGGAAAACGAAGGCGGCACGACGCACGUGCAACCCCACCUACAACGAGAUGCUGGUGUACGAGCGGAUCCCACGGGGGGACCUGGACCAGAGGGUGAUCCACCUUCGGGUCCUGGGAGACGGCGCCUUCUGGGAGAAUACGCUGCUGGGAGAGACCUUCAUCCCCUUGAAGAGGCUGGUCCCAGGUCAGCACUGGGUGGGCUGGCACAAACUGGGCCCCCCUGGCUCAGACUUCGCCCACUGAUGGACAGGAAACGGGAGGCAGCGGACUUAAAAAAAAGAGAAGAACUGCAGGCGUUCCUGAUGAGGAGGAACGACGAAACAAAAAAAGGGACAUCCUUUCAAAGUAAAAGCCUUGUGGCUGCUCUGUGGGUGUCAUGCCACGCUCGUUAGUUUAUAAGAGACUGAGUUUUACUUCAGUGAACGAGUUCCACUAACAAACGCACUAACGAGCUCGCUCUGACCUUUGACCUGAGAGCGACUGAAGGAGUGGAUUCCUUUUUUAACAGACCUACAGGAGCUCAGACGUGCUCGAGCUGUUUCUUCUUCUUCUCCUCGGACCGCAGCAGGAAGUUUAACUGUGAAAAAGGAAACGAGGACAGAGCCGCGGCAAAGAAGACGAAGCAGGUUGAAGAGCGCAGGCAGCGCUGCUGAGAAGGCUUUAGGUUAUUUUUUUAGCGGGUUUGAUUUAUUUUUAAAGUGCGACUGACUGCCGGCUGCUUGCGUGCCUAUGUUUCAUUCCUGGUUUCUAAAUCGUGUCAUUUCCUGUUUUUAGCUCAAUGAUGGCGGGCGUUUUGUGAUCAGCUGAUUUGUUUUGUGUUUGCGCUGUAAAUAAACGCAAGGUUUUCACAGUGACUGCUUCACACGUUUAAAGACGAGAGAAAUCUGAAGAAUUUCAAAAUUCUGAAACCGUGAAAUUAAAUUUUUAUUGUUGGAUUGUUUUUGAUUAUGUGACUCUGUGAUGUCAUCACGCUGCUCAUUCAUUCAGCUAUCACUUCUCUCCGUGAGGGCACUUUCCCCUGAUUGGCCAGCAUGCGGAAGCCUGCUGAGGGGCAGCCUGUGAGCUGUUAGCGCCCCCUGCCUGUGGACGUGUCGUUCCACAGGCAGGGGGCGCUCUCGGGGCAAAUUUCAUCCUGUUUUUGAAGGAAGAGCUCGAGACUCCAUUUUUAGACAUUUCAGUUUCUACUGCAGUGAAGUCGCUGAGGACGUCACAGCACCACGAGCCGCUUUACAGCACCCUACGUUUUGAUUUGGGGUGUGAAGCCAGCUCCUGCUUCUGCUGCUAACGUGUGCUGGAGGUUUGGAAACAGGCGCCAUCAAGGGAGGACGUCCUGUCCUGAACUCUAACCGACCAAACAGCAGGCAGCAGUAGCGUGCUAGUGUUUCGUGGGUAAAUUCAGGUCUGCAUGAACAGUUCAAGUGUUUGUAUUUUUUCUGCAUCAUGUGACUGAGGUCCUGACCAAUCAGAUGAGGUUGCUGUGGGUGAAGAAGCAGCAUGAUGACGCACAGAGGCGGGCUUUGUUUGGAUGCAGCUUCACUGAUGACGACCUGUACAGACGAAUGAUUCUGAACCUUUUCUAUUGUUUGCACUACACAAUAAACUUGAAAUGAAAGCA